This is a messenger RNA of Musa acuminata subsp. malaccensis (wild Malaysian banana), 3188 nucleotides long. Its product is annotated as probable LRR receptor-like serine/threonine-protein kinase At1g51860. Gene Ontology annotation, biological process: protein phosphorylation. Gene Ontology annotation, molecular function: protein kinase activity; protein binding; ATP binding. Lineage: Eukaryota; Viridiplantae; Streptophyta; Magnoliopsida; Zingiberales; Musaceae. The record is from RefSeq and is a predicted model, not a curated record.
CAGUCGUUGGAGGUUGCUGCUGCUUCUCUUUCUUCGGUCAGUGGACCGUCGCAUGAGUCGAAGAAUCAGCUGGUACAUGCUGCGUUUGUUUACCCGGGAAAGAGCAGUUUGGUAGCAAUUGGAUCACGCUACAGAUAAAAAGGCAAGUCUUCAGCCAGGAUGCCAUGCCUCUCUGCUUCUGCUCGUCGUCGACACACAAAAAUGAGAUCUCUUAUCUUUCUAGGCUUCUUGGCAGCAGCUAUUCAGGUCAACGCCCAGCAAGGCUUCUUGAGCAUAGACUGUGGCAUGGAGGGAGAUUCCAGUUACAACGACACCGCCACCGGCAUCGUAUACGUACCGGACGCCAAAUACAUCGACUCGGGAUCGAACCACAAAAUUUCCAAGACUUACAUGGACGCUACUACUCCAGCACAGGCCGAGACGCUGCGAAGCUUCCCAGAUGGAGAUCGCAAUUGCUACACCAUCGACGGAAUAAACCAAGGAGAGAAGUACCUCAUACGAGCUCUCUUCUUCCAUGGCAAUUACGAUGGAGUGACUCCGGUUGCAUUUGACCUUCAUCUCGGGGUGAACACUUGGCAACGAGUGAAUAUUACUGAACCAACGGUGUCACCUCGGGUCGAGAUCUUGACUGUCGCUCAGCAGGAUUAUUUCUCAGUUUGUCUGGUGAACAUUGGUUCUGGUACUCCAUUCAUUUCUGCGCUUGAGGUGAGGCGUAUCGAUGUCGCAGAUGUUUACAAGGACGAUGUGAAUCAGUCCGACUCUCUUGUUCUCGUUGGUAGGCUGAAUAUGGGGGCUGCUGCUGCUGCUAAAAAAAUCAUAAGGUAUCCAGAUGACGCCUACGAUCGCAAGUGGGAGAGCUUUUCCUCUCCACCUCAAUGGUCAGAGAUAAAUUCCUCGCAGCCGAUUCAGAGGAGCCCAGGAGAUGCCUUCCAAGUGCCUGCUGCUGUGAUGGCCACCGCCGUGACGCCAAAAGAUAACACUUCUUUGCAGUUCUACCUACCCUCGGAAGCCGGAGCCAUCCGUCCAGUGUACUACAUAUACAUGCACUUCGCGGACUUCGACCCCCUCAGCCAGACGGAGACGAGAAGGUUUGAUGUGUAUGUGAACGGCCAGCUAAAAGGGAGCAGCGUCAAACCGGAGUACCUCCUGUCGACUCAUUUAAACAUCACGUCUGAGCUCGGAACGGCGAUCCGGUACGAUUUUAGCUUGAACAGUACGAGCGGCUCGACCCUUCCCCCCAUCCUCAAUGCGGUAGAGGUCCACACCACUCUAACACUUCCCGACACAGCAACCGACAAAGAUGACGUGGAUGCUAUGAUGAAGCUGAAGGAUAUGUAUAAAAUGACCACAUGGCAAGGCGAUCCAUGCUCUCCGGAAAAGUAUAGAUGGAGUGAAGUAAGUUGUACCAUCUCUGCCUCUGAACCCCCGAGGAUCUCAUCCUUAAAUCUUUCUUCUCAUCGGCUGAGUGGUUCGAUACCGACUGUUCUAGGAAAACUCACUGCCAUUAAAUCAUUGGACUUAUCUUACAAUGAGUUCACAGGGUCGAUACCAAAUUUCCUGGCUUCUAUGCUGUCGCUUAGCAUGCUAAAUUUGUCACACAACCAGCUCAGUGGGUCCAUAUCUGCUGCUCUCCAUGAUAGAAAACAAAAUGGCUCACUUGAUUUAGAAACUGACGGUAAUCCUCGUCUGUGCCCAUACGGGGCUACGUGCAAUUUUGUGGAGGAGAAGAAGAGCAAGAAGUUUGCAACGCCUGUAAUUGUGGUGAUUGUAAUUAUUGGAGCAGUCCUCGUAGUGUUACUGAUAGUAUUAUCGGUGUACUUGGCAAAGAGAAGACAACAGAGCACUCGACGAUCGCAAGCGCCCAAGAGCCCGCUAAAGUUGGAUGAAUUAAAGGCCAUGGAAGAUAAACCAGUUGGAGUUGACAGUCAUCAGUUCACGUACGAGGAGUUGAAGAACAUCACCAAUAACUUUGUGAGGGUUUUGGGCAAAGGGGGAUUCGGGACUGUUUACUACGGUCGAUUACCGGCCGAUGGAACGGAAGUGGCAGUCAAAAUUAGUUCCCGAUACGCCGCCGCCGCAGAAGCGACGACUUGGUCGUCCACGUCCCAGACAUCUGAUUCUAUGAUGGACGGCACCAAGGAAUUUUUGGCCGAGGCAUCGGUUCUAUCAAGAAUUCAUCACAGAAACUUGGUGGGUUUGGUUGGAUUCUGCAAGGACAACAAAGUUCUUGGAGUUGUUUAUGAGUACGUAGCCCAAGGAAGCCUCAGGGACAAUCUUUCAGAGAAAGCUGGCGGAGGAGGCUUAAAUUGGAGACAACGUCUACGGAUUGCAAUUGAAACUGCGUCAGGGUUGGAGUAUUUGCACAAGGGAUGCAGACCACCUGUCAUUCAUCGAGAUGUGAAGACCAGCAACAUUCUCUUAGAUCACAACCUGGAAGCCAAAAUAGCAGACUUUGGGCUAUCCAAAACUUUCCAAACUGAUGCCAACACUCAUGUCUCUACUGACGUGGUCGUAGGCACACCAGGAUACGUAGAUCCAGAGUACCAUAACACAUACCAACUGAACGAGAAAAGUGAUGUAUACAGCUUUGGAGUUGUUCUUCUGGAACUCGUGACAGGGCUGCCCCCUGUGUUGAGGUACCCAGAAAGCGGUCACAUAGUGCAAUGGGUGCGGCAGAGGCUAACCAAAGCGGACAUCAGUGAAGUUGUGGAUUCAAGACUGGAAGGGCAAUAUGAUAUCAACUCUAUCGUAAAGGUGAUAGAUAUAGCUAUGAGUUGUAUCAACACGGAUGGAAGUAAGAGGCCGACUAUGUCUGAAGUGGUGAUGCAGUUGAAGGAGAGUCUGCAAGUAGAGGCGAGUCAAGAGAGAGGUAAUAGCAAUGGCAAUUUCGUGGAGGGAGUUUACAAGAGUCCGAGUGUCUCAGUUGAGAUGGGACGUUUAGACAUGGCAAAUACCGUAAGCGGUCCAAUGGCAAGAUAGUGGCAUCGAAAUGCAUGGAUGCCAUUUUGUGGAAGAAGACUAUAUGGUGGUGCAUGAUGUCUUGCAUUAUUUAUAAUUCAUUUUGCUAGUCUCAGUGCCCUGAAUGUGGACAUGGAAAACGAGAUUGUUUAUUUGGUGUUGUGAAGGCUUUGGGUCGAUGGAUCAAGAUUAAUGAUCCUUCUUUGAAAUUGGAAUGCGAUCGUUUUGUC